Molecule: messenger RNA, 1082 nt
Organism: Ruditapes philippinarum (Manila clam)
Lineage: Eukaryota; Metazoa; Mollusca; Bivalvia; Venerida; Veneridae
Product: galactose-3-O-sulfotransferase 2-like
Biological process (GO): glycolipid biosynthetic process
Cellular component (GO): membrane
Molecular function (GO): galactosylceramide sulfotransferase activity
Source: RefSeq, a predicted model, not a curated record
AUGACCCAUUUUGUACACAAUCGAAUGUGUUAUGAUUUUGGAAUUCCAAAGCAGGAAUUCAACAAUGAUACAUUUAUUGAAGAAUACAUUAACGAUCUCAGCCAAGAUUAUUCUGUUAUGUUGGUUCUCGAGUAUUUACCGGAGUCAUUAGUUCUUAUGAAGCGGAAAUUGUGCUGGAGUACAAAAGAUAUUUUAUAUGUUCCUUUGAAUGCUCUGAAGAAACAAUUGAACUUUGAGUUGAACAAUGAUGACAUUGAGCGCCUUAAACAAUGGAACAGCGCUGAUUUUAAGUUGUAUGAACACUUUGUGUGUCAAUUAAAGGACAGAAUCGGCUCCAUUGGUGAUGAUUUUGACCAGGAAGUUGAAUACUUUAAGUCAGUACAAAAACAAGUGCAAACGUUUUGCAAGGACACUAUAUCCAAUAAAAGGAAUACGUCCGUAAUUUUCAUACCAAAAUCUAAUUGGGAGGACAAAUUUAUGGUUACAAACACAGAUUGUGCUUUGAUGAUGGAACUUGAAAAACCAAUGAUGAAAAGAUUAAUAGAAAAUGCAUGGUCAAGAUAUAAUGCGUCACUAACACAUGAAAGAUAAUUUAAGAAUAUCGGAAUGUUCAUCAAAACUUUGUGUUUUUUGUCCCUUUAUUGUUGAUAAAAUCAUAAAUGUUUCUUUCGUUAAGCAUGCAUUGUUACAGGUCGAGGAUUCGAAUCCCGUCUGGGUCAUACUAAAACUCCUAGCCGCUGCCCAUCGUGUUCGUUACUCCUUUUAGAGGUGAUAUUUUUAAAAUAUCAAAGAACAACAAGGGCGAUUGACGUUUACGGAACGCAGCUUUCCGACAAUAUCCUGAUGUACACAGGUACCCUGUGAGACACCAUAAAGAAAGUAAGACAGCAAAGUAGAAAGGGCAUAAUAAGCGGGCGGUAGAAGCCAAAUUCUAUACUUGUCAGUUCCAGAAUGGUGAACCACAUCGAUCUAUCAAUGGCGUAGCAGCGCUGAAGUAUCUGUCUUUCACUGUCAUUGAUUUUAUGUGUUUUCUUUAUAUCAUGCACCACCCCUGGCCUCCAUUUUUAGGCUCAUUCCCCAAA